CAGAGAGAUGCUUUGCCUCCCAACCGUAACAACGCGGCGCCCAGUAACACCUCCGCGUUUACACUAAACCAGCUACAGUAGCAGUACUAGUAACACUAGCACAUCGCAGCGCAGCGCCGAAUCUCCGGAAGCGGCUGCCUGCCUUUUCUUUCUUUCUUUCUAUCUUUUGUCAGCAGCCAUUGCCAGCCAGCUGCACUUGCACUCGGCCAGCCCCCUCCGCGUAUAAGUUCGUUUCUUGCUUUGGCCACUUCCGCCACGAUCCCUUCUCCCUCUCCAGAUCCAUUCCUCUCCCAGCCCCAGGCAUCGCUCAUCUCCCCCGUUGGGACGGAGAUAGCUUGGAAGGGCAGGGAGCCAUGGGUUCUUGGCCCCUUCUUGCCCUGGUCCUCGGGUUCUUGGCGGGGAUAGCGCGCGGCUCCGAGCCGUGGUCGAACGGCACGCAGGUCUACUCCACCAAUGCCAACUCCGGCAGCGGCAGCAACGGCGCCUUCGUCGCCCUCACCCUCAUCCAGUCCGCAGCCGCCAAGGGAGCCGUAUGCUUGGAUGGAAGCUUACCGGGUUACCACCUACACCGGGGAUCUGGAUCAGGGUCAAACAAUUGGCUUGUCAAUCUGGAGGGUGGAGGAUGGUGCAAUGAUGUUAAAAGCUGCGUGUUCCGCAAGGGCAGUCGGCGUGGGUCAUCAAACCACAUGGAGAGGCAACUCCAGUUUACAGGCAUAAUGAGUAACAGACCUGAAGAAAAUCCUGAUUUCUACAACUGGAACAGAGUGAAGGUUCGGUAUUGUGAUGGUGGAUCCUUCACCGGUGAUGGGGCUGACGCGGCUUCAGGCCUUUAUUUCCGCGGUCAGCGUAUUUGGCAGGCUGCUAUCGAUGACUUAAUGGCCCAAGGAAUGCGUUCUGCUAGUCAGGCCCUUCUUUCGGGAUGCUCUGCUGGGGGUGCUUCUGCCAUACUUCACUGUGAUGAGUUCCGUGGAAUGUUUCCAUCAAAUACCAGAGUCAAGUGCCUCGCUGAUGCUGGAAUGUUCCUUGACUCUGUUGAUAUUGCUGGUCGUCGAGAAAUGAGAGACGUAUUCAAUGGCAUUGUGAGAUUGCAGGCUUCUGGAAGAAGCUUGCCUCGGUCUUGUACCUCUCGCAUGGAUAAAACCUCAUGCUUUUUUCCGCAGAACGUGUUGCCAAACAUUCAAACUCCGACUUUUAUCUUGAACACUGCUUAUGAUGUGUGGCAGCUUCAAGAAAGUCUGGCUCCCAGAACGGCUGAUCCCCGGGGUCUAUGGCAAAGUUGCAAGCAGAAUUACGCCUCUUGCAAUAGCAAUCAACUUCAGUUUUUAAAUGGCUUUAGGAAUGAAAUGCUUAACGCUGUGAAGGGUUUCUCCGGGUCAGGGCAGAAUGGGGUAUUCAUCAACUCUUGUUUCGCGCAUUGCCAGAGCGAGAGACAGGAUACAUGGUACUCGAGCAACUCCCCUCGUCUUGGCAACAAGAGAAUCGCAGAAGCGGUCGGUGACUGGUUCUUCGAGAGGGGCAACGCCAAGUACACCGACUGCGCGUACCCUUGCGACGGCACGUGCCAUCACCUUGUGUUCAAGGGGAGGCAUCUCUAAUACGAUCAUAUCCUUUGAUACCAGCAGCCCAGUGAGUGGGCACAACCGAAAAGGAAGGUAUAGAUAGAAGAAGAUGGGUGCAAGUUGGUGGCUUGCCCGGCGUCCAUCGCCUGAGAUAAGAUAUGAUAGGGCAGGACCUCGCACGCAAACGCAGCGAGGCCCUCUGCGUUAUUUUAGUUUCACGUAUCGUCGAUUCUUUCCAUUGCCAAUUGCUAUUCGCUCGAUAUAUCUGAACAUUUGGACCACACUGGUGUAUAACCUUACAUAUUCAUGUAUUGAAUGUGAUAAUAUGAAAUUAUGAAUAAUGUGCUUAGUUCA
Aegilops tauschii subsp. strangulata is the source of this 1913-nucleotide messenger RNA. RefSeq names its product pectin acetylesterase 2. Gene Ontology annotation, cellular component: plant-type cell wall. Gene Ontology annotation, biological process: cell wall organization. Lineage: Eukaryota; Viridiplantae; Streptophyta; Magnoliopsida; Poales; Poaceae. The record is from RefSeq and is a predicted model, not a curated record. Gene Ontology annotation, molecular function: pectin acetylesterase activity.